This is a messenger RNA of Dimorphilus gyrociliatus, 1359 nucleotides long. The record is from the annotation of a GenBank genome assembly. Lineage: Eukaryota; Metazoa; Annelida; Polychaeta; Dinophilidae.
GGUUUUCUUUGAAACCAUUAGAGACCGAAAGCAGGCAAAAAAAGUCUAAUUGAAAACAGGAAAACUGUAUUAAAUUAUUCGCAUUUUUCCCUAUUAAAAGGUCAAAUACUCUCAACUAAAGUAGUUAUGAGAUUUUUUCUAAAUAAAAUGAGAGAUUAUGAUCCAUCAGAUAGAACUUCUCUUAUGUUGGAUAAAAACUAUUGGAAAUCGCAGAUUAUAAGCCAUUUUAAAGAAAUUAUUGAACAAAUGCCUCCUAUUUUUGACAAUUGCAAGGGAGGAAUCUAUACAGGUUGCGCAGGAGUUGCUUAUAUGUUUUAUUAUUUAUCAGAAAGGGAGACCUUCUCCGAAAUUCGGCAAGAAUUAUUAACAAGGGCAAGAAAUUAUGCAGAAGUUGCGUUAAGUUACUCUUUAGGAAAGGGUCGCGAUCCUGACCAUGCUUCAUCUUUUAUGUUAGACAACGGUGGUGUUUACGUAACUUCAGCUUUAGUAUUGGAAAGUUGCGAAGAGCCCGAGUCGAGAGAAAAAUUAGUGAAAAAAUAUAGCGCUCUUUCGCAAUUAGUUAUGCCACAAAUGUUCUUACACACUGGAUCAGAUGAAUUAUUCUUCGGUAGAGCAGGAUACUUGUGUGGUGCUUUGUUAUUAAAUAGAAAAUUACCAAAUUCAGUUCCUGGAAAAAUUUUAGACGAUGUCUGUAACAUGAUUAUUCAAUCAGGAACGUAUUACGCCACAAAACAUAAGUCACCCUGUCCUCUUAUGUUUGCAUUUCAUGGCAAGGAAUACUUAGGUGCCUCCCACGGUUUGAGUUCAAUUCUAUUCAUGCUUAUGAGCUGUGGAAAAUGGUUUAGUGAGAAUCCUUCAAAACAAAGAAUAAUUAAGGAAUGUGUAGACUUCUUACUUUCUAAUAUGCAGCCUAACGGAAAUAUUUUACCCCUCUGCCAAGAGUCUAAUGAUAAUCAACUUGACGGUGAGCUCAUUCAUUGGUGUCACGGAACACCAGGCAUUAUAUACCUCUUUGCAAAAUCGUGGUAUACCUGGAAAGAUGAAAGAUACUUAAGAGCGUGUAUAAUCAUAGGAGAAUUAGCUUGGCGCUAUGGUCUCCUGAGAAAAGGGCCCGGAUUAUGUCAUGGAAUAGCUGGAUCUGGAUAUGUGUUUUUAUUAUUAUUUAAACUUACUAACGAUGAGAAAUAUUUAUAUAGGGCUUUAAAGUUUGCUGAAUUUAUCGAGUCUGAUGAAUCUCGAGAAACAUUUUCUCGUCCUGAUAAUCCUUACAGUUUAUUUGAAGGUUUAGCUGGAACUGUAUGUUAUCUUGCCGACCUCAUAGAACCUGCUACGGCUGAAUUUCCCUUUUUCAAAAUUUAG